AUGGGCAUUAACACAUUUUUAGUGAAGGUGAUUGAAAAUGCAGUGGUGCAUGCAGAAGAACCAUGGCAUGACCAUUGGGUACCAUUUACAAACUUUGACCUAAUUGUGCCACCUUGUGAUACAGGUUCAAUCUUCUUCUACAAGAAACCCUCUGACUACAUGAAUUUCACGACGAUAAUAGACUCCCUCAAAGCCUCACUAUCUCGGGUUCUUUCGAUCUUCCCGCCCCUUGCUGGCAGGAUAGAAUGGAAUGCAGAUGCAGGAGAGAAUCAGUUUCACUGCAACAAUCAAGGUGUCGAUUUUGUUGUAGCUGUUGCUGACGUGCAACUCAAGGAACUCAACUUUUACAAUCUAGAUGAAUGUGUUGAGGGAAAACUAAUGCCCAGGAACAAACGUCAUAUAAUUUCCAUCCAGGUUACAAGGCUAAGCUGUGGUGGAAUAGUAAUAAGUUUUUUAAACAAUCAUCGGUUAGUUGACGGGUACUCUGCAAACAUGUUCAUGUCAGCAUGGGCGGACAUAACUCGAUACAAUUUUACAUUUAUACGUCCUUCGUUUGAGAGGUCUUACCUAAAACCAAGGUCCCCAACCAAUUAUUCGCCUUUAAUUAAGGAUAUGUUUACCGUGUUACAACCACCAUCUAACCCGACUGAGGACAUAAGUCAUGAUGAUGACUAUUUACUCGUUAAUCGCAUGUACUACAUUAAAGGUGAACAACUUGCAAAGCUACAAAUGUUGGCAAGUGAAAAUGGGUGCAAGAGGUCAAAGGUAGUUUCAUUUACUUCUUUCUUGUGGAAGCAAGUUGCAUUGAGCAUGGAAGAUUCUGGAAAAGGUAGUGAUGAAGUGUGUAACGUGGAAGUUCCUGUUGAUGGAAGGAGAAGGUUAAGCAACAAAGGUGAUGUUCAGAAAGGAAAACUAAUGGAUUCGCACUUUGGCAAUUUAAUAUCGUUGCCGUUUGGGUCAAAAAAACCACAGGAGUUAAAGGGGAUGUCAUUGAGCAAUGUAGCAACAGAGGUUCACAAGUUCUUGCAGAUUGCUACUACAAAAGAGCAUUUCUUGGAUAUAAUAGAUUUUGUGGAAGAACAACGGCCACAACCACUAAUAUCAAAAGCAUUUGUCGGCCAAGGGAUGGCAUUCUCAGUGUCAGCAGGACAAAGGUUUGAGGCCAUGAACGGGAUAGAUUUUGGGUGGGGUAAGGUGAAACUCGGGACAUGCCAUCUUCCGUCUAAUAGGAGUGAUAGUUUUGUGAUGAUAAUGUGCAGUCCAAUAAAGAACGAGGAUUGGGUUGUCUUCAUGCGUAUGCCAAAGAAGCACUUGAACUACAUUGAGACACAAGCUAGUCAUAUGCUUAAGCCCUUGAAUGCCGAGUACCUCAAUAUCUAA
This is a messenger RNA of Erigeron canadensis, 1380 nucleotides long. RefSeq names its product coniferyl alcohol acyltransferase-like. Bases 1 to 1380 code for a protein of 459 amino acids. The record is from RefSeq and is a predicted model, not a curated record. The transcript has 3 exons. Lineage: Eukaryota; Viridiplantae; Streptophyta; Magnoliopsida; Asterales; Asteraceae. Gene Ontology annotation, molecular function: acyltransferase activity, transferring groups other than amino-acyl groups.